ACUAUUGUAACAGGCAGAUAAUACACUUAUACCACAGUAAUAGUGACCGUGUUUACUUUUAAAACGUAGUAUUAUAUAUGAAUUAUGACCUGUACGUAUGAGACCUAUAUUGUCCAGUUAGGGAAAAAACCCAACCAUCACCUCACGACUUGAACCUGUGUUUACAUAAAUUAUACUGUGAUUGUAAGAUAAGAAAGAUAAUAGCUAUCACAUCAAAAUAUUUCCGACAAAAUACUUUAUUUGAGGUUUGAAAUCGCAACAGAUUUCAUCAUAAUGUUUCUCCGCGCCUCACCAAGAUUUCUGAAAAGGUCAGCGGGAGUGAUCAAAACCGAUGUUUCAAAUUUCAGAUCGGUUAAUUCAUAUUGUUUUAAAGACAGAUUAACGAGUAGAAUGUUUACUAAAAGUGAGCCUUUGACAACAUAUUUUAGAUCAAUAAGCACCACAAACUAUCAAAGACAAUUAAAUCAACCUGUGCAUCCCGAAACCCUUCCCCGACCCGGAGGUAUUGCUACCAUGAUGCGUCUACCAUAUCAAGAAACAGCAGAUGGACUAGAUGCUUGUUUCGUUGGGGUUCCUAUGGAUAUUGGUACUGGAUAUAGAUCGGGAACCCGUUUCGGACCAAGACAUAUUCGGCAUGAGUCAGUGAUUCUGAGAGCUGUCAACUGCAGUACAGGAGCAGAACCCUUCGAUUCCCUACAAGUUGCAGAUAUUGGCGACGUGAAUCUCUGCAUGUACGAUGUCCAGGAAGCUUGUAGAAAUAUCGAGGAUCAGUUUCAAGCCAUCGUGGAUACUGGAUGCAAACCACUUAUCAUGGGAGGUGACCAUACCAUUACUUACCCCAUCCUUAAAGCUAUCAAAAAUAAAUAUGGACCGGUUGGUUUAAUUCAAGUUGAUGCCCAUCCUGAUACUUCUGAUUCUAUUACUGGACAUAAGAUCCUUCAUUCCACACCCAUUCGUCGUGCUUUGGAAGAUGGUUGUUUGAUUGCUAACAAGGUCGUGCAAAUCGGUUUAAGAGGGGGAGGUUACUCUCCUGACAAUUUCAAGUGGGGAAAGCAGCAAGGAUUUAGAGUUGUGCGCGCUGAAGACUGUUGGCAUAAAUCUCUGGUUCCUUUAAUGGGCGAAAUUCGGGAAAUGAUGGGCGAUUCACCCGUGUAUUUGACCUUUGACAUUGAUGGCCUUGAUCCUUCUGUUGCCCCAGGCACUGGCGUGAUAGAACAAGGUGGACUUACCGGUAUUCAAGGACUUGAGAUUAUUCGUGGCUGCAAGGGAUUGAGUUUAGUUGGUGGUGAUGUUACAGAAAUUUGCCCUCAGUUUGAUCCUACUGGUAGAACCUGUCGUCUUGGAGCUGAUCUGCUAUACGAGUUAUUGUGCGUCUUACCAGGUGUCAAAUAUCAUGACCUGUAAAAAAUCUGCUUUUUAAAACACACAUAAUGCAAGAGCUAAAUCUCUCUAUUGCAGGUCUUUCUUCAGGCCUGAAAUGUUAUCUAAAUUAUUAAUUAGACAUUAAUUAACCUAUCCAGACCAUAAUCAACUCUAGAUGGCCUGCGAUCCUUAGAGGAUUAUGAGCCGAUUUACUGAAUAACUUUCCUUCACGAUUUAACGAUUAAAUGGAUAAUCGAGACUAUGCUGUUUAUCGUACUGACUUUAGUAAUGGUGAUCGAGGCUAGGCGGAAAUUUCAAUCGCUUAGUUCUCGGUUCAUAGUGGAUCAAUUUGAAUGAAAUUUUUGGCAAAUCGCCUUAACAUUAUCAAGUUUGUAACUAUUAUAGUGAGAACUGCCAACUCGUUAUCGAAUCUCCCAUAACGUAUCUUUAAGGCAGUUGCUAAACACUUUUUUUUGUCAAUAAACAAAUAAAAUAAAUUGUUUAAAAAAAUCAAUUGAAAUAUAAAAAUAUUGUAUAUAUUUUCAACAAAUUACAAAAUAAUAAAAAUAAAAUAAAAAAAAAACAAA
Patella vulgata (common limpet) is the source of this 1949-nucleotide messenger RNA. RefSeq names its product guanidinobutyrase. NCBI's taxonomy places the organism in Eukaryota, Metazoa, Mollusca, Gastropoda, Patellidae. The transcript has 2 exons. The record is from RefSeq and is a predicted model, not a curated record. Gene Ontology annotation, molecular function: agmatinase activity; metal ion binding. The coding region runs from base 274 to 1404 and encodes 376 amino acids.